Molecule: messenger RNA, 1648 nt
Organism: Triticum dicoccoides
Lineage: Eukaryota; Viridiplantae; Streptophyta; Magnoliopsida; Poales; Poaceae
Product: serine carboxypeptidase-like 7
Exons: 13
Coding region: 33-1487 (484 amino acids)
Biological process (GO): secondary metabolic process; proteolysis
Molecular function (GO): serine-type carboxypeptidase activity; acyltransferase activity, transferring groups other than amino-acyl groups
Source: RefSeq, a predicted model, not a curated record
UUGUUGCCCACUGGCCACUACCACCUCCGAGAAUGAACGGGCGGGGGCGGCUGCUGCUCUGCCUCUUCCUCUCGGCCGCGCUGACCCCGCCGUGGCAGCUCGCCGUCGCCGGAGCGGCCUCCGGUUCCAGUUCCAAGGUGGUGACCAGCCUCCCGGGGUUCCAGGGCCGCCUCCCCUUCCACCUCGAGACCGGGUACGUGGAGGUGGACGAGGAGAACGGCACCGAGCUGUUCUACUACUUCGUGGAGUCCGAGGCCGGCGCGGAGAAGGCCCCUUUCCUCCUCUGGCUCACCGGCGGCGACCGCUGCACCGUACUCAGUGGCCUCGCCUUGGAGAUCGGUCCAUUCCAGUUCGUCGCAGAGCCCUAUAACGGCACCAUACCGCGCCUGCAAAUCAACCCCUACUCAUGGACCAAGGUGGCAAAUAUCCUUUUCGUGGAUUCACCGGUUGGGGCAGGAUUUUCCUUUUCAAGACGACCCCAAGGCUAUGAUGUCGGGGAAGUGUCCACCUCGUUGCAGCUCCAUGAACUCCUCAUCAAGUUUUUCACUGACCAUCCCAAGUUCCUCGCAAAUCCUCUCUACAUCGGGGGAGACUCUCGUGCUGGGCAACUUGUACCAUUUAUCGCUCAAAAGAUCUCAGAAGGUAUCGAAGCUGGAAGGAGCCCCAUCCUUAAUCUCAAGGGCUAUCUGGUAGGCAACCCGGGUACCGGCGAAAACAUUGAUAUCAGCUCUAGAGUGCCGUAUGCUCAUGGACUUGGUAUAAUAUCAGAUCAGUUACACGAGACAAUAUUGGGGCAUUGCCAAGGAGAGGACUACAUGAAUCCUAGAAAUACACUGUGCGCUCAAUCUCUAGGCACUUUCAACAAUCUCCUCUCCGAAGUUAUGGCCGCCCAAAUUUUGUUGGACAACUGCGUUUAUGCAUCUCCUAGGCCAGGCACCGAGACGGACAAGUCAGCUGGUGCUGGCCGGAAGAUCCUAAGCGAGGAAGCAGUAAUCGUAACAGGGAAACGAGUAAAACACCGGCCACCUCGUGUGCCAUUGGGCUGCAUUAGCUACACGGCUUACCUGUCGUAUUUCUGGGCGAACGACGCGCUCACCCGAGACGCCCUGGGGAUCAAGGACGGCACCGUGGACGAGUGGAUGAGGUGCCACGACGGCGACCUGCCGUACGCCGUGGACAUCGGGAGCAGCAUCAAGUACCACCGGAAUGUCACCGUCAACGGUUACCGUGCGCUGGUGUACAGCGGCGACCACGACGCGAUUGUGCCGCACCUGGGGACGCAGGCGUGGGUGAGGUCGCUCGGCUUCCCCGUCGUCGACGACUGGAGGGCAUGGCAUCUCGACGGCCAGUCUGCCGGAUUCACCGUAGCUUACUCCAACAACAUGACAUUCGCGACCGUAAAGGGAGCCGGGCACACGGCGCCCCAGUACGAGCCCGAGAGGUGCUACGCCAUGUUCAACCGUUGGAUACUGGACCAGCCGCUCUAGUCCACCUGUAUGUAACAUCAUCUAGUAGGUCUAGGAUGUAUAUGUUCGUGUACACAGACUACCUUAUUUGGUGAAGUUUGUUUGGAUAUAUGUGGAUCAGGUUUCCUGUAUGGGCUUUAUUAAUUUAUAAAGCUGGGCGGUUGCCUUUUUUCUACAAAAAA